AUGGAUGCUUACUCAGGGUACAACCAGAUCUUCAUGCAUCCUGAGGACCAAGCUCAUACAUCCUUCAUCAUCGACCGUGGCCUUUACUGCUACAAAGUCAUGCCAUUCGGCCUCAAGAACGUCGGGGCUACAUAUCAGCGUCUAGUGAACAGCAUCUUCGCUCCACUAGUUGGCAACACCAUGGAGGUUUAUGUUGAUGACAUGCUGGUCAAGAGUCGCACUGCUGACCAGCACAUCCCCAACCUCUCUGCCAUGUUCACCAUUUUGAAGCAGUAUAGGAUGCGGCUCAACCCCACCAAGUGUGCAUUUGGGGUGGCCUCCGGCAAAUUCCUUGGCUUCAUGAUCAGCCAAAGAGGUAUUGAGGCCAACCCAGAGAAGAUCCAGGCUAUCUUGGACAUGACGAUACCCAAGACGGUCAAGGACAUUCAGAGCCUUACCGGGCGUGUCGCAGCCCUGACCAGAUUUAUCUCUAAAGCUACUGAUCGUUGCGCCCCAUUAUUCAAGGCACUUAAGGGUAGCAAACGCAGCAUUACCUGGACUGCCGAAUGUGACCAGGCAUUCGGCGAGCUCAAGGCGUACAUGAGCCGAGCCCCUUUAUUGUCAACCCCUGAGUCUGGGGACGUCCUCACCAUCUACCUCUCUGUCUCGGCUACAGCGGUUAGCUCAGUGCUCAUUCGACCACACGAAGGUGCUGAGCAUCCGGUGCACUAUGUGAGCAAAGGAUUGCAAGAUGCGGAGAUUCGAUACCCAGACAUUGAGAAACUUGCUGUCGCCCUGGUCGUUUCGGCUAGACGCCUCCGGCCAUACUUUCAAGCUCACACCAUCCAUGUCUUAACCAACCAACCACUCAGGCAAGUGUUGCAGAAGCCAGAGACUUCUUGGAGGUUAGUCAAGUGGGCCAUUGAACUUGGUGAGUUUGAUAUCCACUACAAACCCCGCCAAGCCGCAAAGGGCCAAGCCGUGACUAAUUUCAUAUCUGAAUUCACCGAAUCCCAUACUCUGGCCAGUCCUUAG
This is a messenger RNA of Prunus armeniaca (apricot), 1014 nucleotides long. The record is from the annotation of a GenBank genome assembly. NCBI's taxonomy places the organism in Eukaryota, Viridiplantae, Streptophyta, Magnoliopsida, Rosales, Rosaceae.